Nicotiana tabacum (common tobacco) is the source of this 578-nucleotide messenger RNA. The record is from RefSeq and is a predicted model, not a curated record. Lineage: Eukaryota; Viridiplantae; Streptophyta; Magnoliopsida; Solanales; Solanaceae.
UACCAUCAACUGGCUAAGAAAUUGAUCACAAAAUCUAAGAAGAAAAAGAAGGAAGUUUAAUUGAAAGCCAAUGAAGAGUUGUGUGUUCACCGCAACUGUUCUCAUUCUUCUAAUUGUAUUCCUCCCAGUUUUCAUCAAUGCCAGACAUAUUCGCAACCUACACUCACCAGAGCAGAACAAUCACCCAAUGAAUCCAGUAAUUAGCAGAAAAAAGGCGAUGGCGAGAACAGAAAUGAGCUGGGAAUUAAGAAAGGGAUCAACAAUGCACAAAAGAGGUGCAGAAACAUUGCAAAUAGCAGGGUCAAGGUUGCCAGAUUGUUCACAUGCAUGUGGAUCUUGUAGACCUUGUAGAUUAGUUAUGGUUAGCUUUGUUUGUUCAUCUCUUGAAGAAGCUGAGACUUGUCCUAUGGCUUACAAAUGUAUGUGUCAUAACAAGUCAUACCCUGUUCCUUAAAUGAAAUUCAGAAAAUUAUUCACACAAAUAUCAUCAUAUUUCCCACUGAUCCUAUGUACCAUAGAGUGUUUCUCAACAUAUUUUUUGUUUCUUCGAGCUUUCAUUUCUACUUCCUUUUCCCAUA